Messenger RNA from Dreissena polymorpha, 6391 nucleotides. RefSeq names its product nucleoporin NUP188-like. Gene Ontology annotation, cellular component: nuclear pore inner ring. NCBI's taxonomy places the organism in Eukaryota, Metazoa, Mollusca, Bivalvia, Myida, Dreissenidae. The transcript has 46 exons. The coding region runs from base 78 to 5393 and encodes 1771 amino acids. Gene Ontology annotation, biological process: protein import into nucleus; RNA export from nucleus. Gene Ontology annotation, molecular function: structural constituent of nuclear pore. The record is from RefSeq and is a predicted model, not a curated record.
UUCUACCGAAUUAGGAGGUAAAGGAAUGGAAGUUUGGAAGAUCGUUUCGGAUACGUAAGAAGCGAUUGUUUGAAAACAUGGCGGGAUCGGCUGGUGAAUCCCGUAAAACAGAGACCUUUGGAAACAGAAACUUGUGGCAGUAUGUCAGCGGAACUGGUAUUCUGAGACCAAGGGAACUUAUCAAGAGGGAACUUGCCAGGAAUAAGGAGAAGAUUCUGAAAGGAUUGCUGUUUUAUAAAGCACCUAAUGCACCAGAAGGAAGCUUCCUGAAGGCUAAAAAAUUAUCAAGCCAACAACAGGAAUUUGUUCAAAAGUUGACAUUUUUCCUGGCAUUGGAUGAAUCCCAGAGUUACGAUGUGUUCUGCUCCUAUAUUUCUCAGGAUUUCAGAGGUUCACAGAAGAAUCUACAGCUUGCCCUGAGCACAGAACGUCACAUGCAAGGGCUAAUGGUGAAGAUCCGUGACUUCUACCACUGUGAGAGGCUCUACCUGCUGCAGACUGUCAAACACAUCCUCACUUUCUGGCAGGAGGCUGAGGGACAUCCUUACAGGGAGGAGUACACAGAAUUCCUUAAUGAACUGUUGCUAAACAACGAGCUGAUCAAGAAGGUUCUAGAACAGCUGCAUCACGUCACUGAGGCUCAGCUGCCUACCUGGGAGACUCAUGGGAAACUCAUGGAUAGCCGCCAUGCCUUGGUCUGGGCUCAUCAGAACUUGAAAGAACAGGUAGAGCUGCUGGAAAUACUGCUGGUCUACUGGAAAGACUUUGAGGCAUCACCCGGAGACUUCAUCAAGCUGCUGGACAAAUUCAAGAGACAGGGAUUUGGUCGACGACAGAAUUUCAAACACGUCCUUGAGGAACCGAUGGACAGGCUGGUAAAACGGAUCGGCUCCCUGGAGGUGUUAGUCCUCCUGCAAGCUCUAGAUCUGGAAACAGUGGAACGCCUUGCCAGCUCAAAAAGAGCAGAAGAGCACAGCCUCCUGAAGGACCAGCACAUGUUCCAGGCAAUAGACAAGGCGGUGCAGUUGCUGGGGGCAGAGCAACCCCAUGGGCCCCUCCUACUGAGCUGGGCCGUGAUUCGUCAGCUAUUUAUAGAGGGGGGCGGGGGUCAGCUGACCAAAAAGUAUGGGAACCAGGCCCUGCAGCUUAAUGUGUUUGACUUCAUACUGGACAUGCUGAGCCUGGAACCAUUCUGCGGGAAAUCUAUGACAGCCUCCCUGUCUCACUGUGUCAUCUACACUGUGUUGCUGGCAGCAUUGACAGCCUUUGAAGAAACCACACUCACACGGAGUCACAUGGAGAUGCAGGUGUUAAUUGACAUAACAGCAAAAGUGAUGGCACGAGAGUUCAUAGCGGUGAAUGUAUGGAGCAAGGGCCUGGACCAGGGGGUGGGUAACCUGUUCCAGUCUUCGUUGCUCAACUUCCCGCUUGAUUUUACGACGCUCGUCAAACUGAGCACAGCCCUUGCUAGUGCAAACAGUAGCAGUGCAUCCAAGGUGUUGGAGCUGUGGUCCGAGCUGCCUCGCUACACAGAGUACCUGGAUCGGAACAGUUCACAGGACAUAAGGCCGGUACAGGAUGACCUCAUCUGGCAACUGACCAGGGAUAAAACACCCUACUCUGCAGGUGAUUUUCGUAUCCCGUCUGGUGUAUAUGGUCAGCUGAUAACAACUGGCCGCAAGGGAGAGUUAGAAGUCCCUAUCAUACAGUGGGAGGUCCCAUACAACGGCUGGGAAUUGCUCAAGGGGGAAAUACAGGAACUGCUCUAUCAGGUUGCCAAGGGCGCAGGUAUGGUCUCCCCAGUUCAGAUCCAGCGGGUUACGGAUGUGACGCUGUUUGUGAGGGCCGUAUGUAGGUCACAGCCAGGGGCGGCAGAGGGGCUGGCUGACAUCGUGUCCCUGCUGUACAUGGUCAUACAGAGAUUUGUCACGUUCAACCCUCCACCAUUGAAACUAUUGGCUGCUGCUGUAGACUGUGUCACUUGUGUUGCUAAGCAACAACCUAGACAGGCAUGGCACGAGAUGAAGCAGACUGGCCUACUCCCGUACCUGACAGAGAACAUUGACAACAUGGCGGAGGUCCUGAGCGGUCAAGGACUGAAUGCUGGUCUCUAUGGUAACCUGCUGGCAGGAUGCGAGGUACCCCAGGGCAAUUACCUACUCACAGAAGCAUUCCUAGACUUUGUGUCUGAUCUUGUAAUGCCGUUGUACAAGCUGGGCCAGGAGGAGCAACUUCAACCAUGUUUGAUGUACAUCCUGCGGGAAAUCUUCCCUGCCUUCCAGAAGUGGAGAUACUACUCGACGCCAAAAAAGGAAAUCAUAGGUCAGAAAUGUCUGAGUAUCACACACAAGAUUUUGAACUUGAAUGUUCCCAAAGAGAAACUACAGGCAAAAAGGCCCCAUAUUCGGCAGCUGUGUGCCUAUAGCCUGCUGUUCACUGAGGCAGGAAAGGCUUUACUGGAGAUCAUAGCAACAGGGGUAGAAACCGUGGAGCUUCUGCUGUCACAACAGUCAAGCCAAUCAGAAGGCAGCGGUGAGGAUCUAGUUCAGCUGAUACAGAUGGCAUUCUCUGUGAUGAACCGUCUGCUCCUGCUGAGGUCACAUGAUCAACUCUCUCCUGUGGAGGUCGCGUUGUCAUCCCAACCAGCUGGGUACCAGAACCAGCACAUUGUGGGAGUUAUUGCAGAGUACAUCUAUCACAGGACCAACCCCCUACUCCCCAAGCUGGCCACCCUGUUUCUACGGCGACUGGCAGUGGUUCUACCCAUGUCUAUCCUUGCGUGCUUGGGCGCGCAGGCUGAGGCACUCAGAGAUAUCUACCUCAUGAGGCUGCAGUCAGCUACUGAGGACCUUGGGUUGAAGACGGGUAUUCUGGAGCUGCUGUCCGUAUGUGUGGAGAGCCAGCCUGGUCUCAUAGAACUCUUCCUGAAUGUGCAGCCUGCACCCCAGUCCAACACAGUCAAGGAUGUACAGGUGGGUCAGGUGAGCUGCAUCCAGACGGUGCUUGAUCUGAUUGAUUCCCGGCGCCAGGGCUCGUACCAGUGUCCCCCGGACCUGCUGUCAGCCUGCACAAACUUCAUCCACGCCCUCUGGCUUGGCUCUAGGGAGACAGCGAUGGUGGCCCUAAAAACCAAACCCAACUUCUGGUCGAGUUUUUGCAUGUCAUUAUUGAAGGAUUUACCCAGCAUUGGGGAUCAGUUCCUGCCCUACAAAAUCAAGACUGUUUCCUAUAUCUUCAAGGUCCUAGCUCAGGAAAUCUACUCGGUCCCAAGCAGUAACAUGGAUGAAAAUUUGAAGAAUUUCCUGAAAGACCUUGCUGCAAAGAAUCGUUUGAAAUACUGGUCAAGUUAUGUGAUGGAGGGUGUGCGGGACACAGACAGCAGACCCCAGGACACGUCCCUAGAUGGUGCUGUGGAUGUGACAGAGAAUCCUGUACACAAGCUGCUACUGGCUUGGAAAAACUUCCUUGUGGUAGUCUCAAAAAUGCAGGUUGCUGAGUUAAAGCUGGAGGAUGGAGUGAAGGAGAUUAUAGUUGUUGACCUGUUAGAAGCCAUCCAUGCUCAGUUCACUGGUCCCCUCACAGAGCUGGGACACACUCUGUCCAAGACGUGCAGUGCCCUUUACUUCACCCUGGUAACCAAUUGGAUGAGUUCCUUGAAGUCCUGGUCUCCCAUCAUGAACCGUUGCCAGGAUACACUGGUGUUGUCAAUGAGUAGCGGAGACACAAUGAUACCCUCCAUACAGAUUGGGCUCAUCGGUGCCUUGCUGGCCUUUCUGCAGAGUGUUAGGACCGAACCUAGCAAAAAGAUGGACAUGAGUCGCCUGAGAGAAAUGCUAGUGUCAGUCUGCCAGAUGCUGAUUCAAAGUACCCGAGAAUUGCCAUCCAUACGAGACCUUCAAACUGCACGGGACACACCUGAGCAGAGUGACAGGACCUUUGGCAGCACAGACCAUAGACUGAAGCUUCAGAUUGUGAUCUGCUGCGCGCUAGAUGAGCUAAUACACCUGACAGAGAGCCCAGAGGUGUGGCUGCCCAUACUUCAAGAACACAUGGUCCUAGCAGCCCUCCUGUCUUCUGUAGAGCAGUACGUCAAUGCCCAGGAGUGCGUACACUAUGUACAGACUGUGUUCACCAUGCUAGUCACUGUGGCCAAACAUGACAAGGGUGCUGAAGCGCUGGCCACUGCAGGCCUUACACACCAUGUGUGUCUGUCUGUCACGAGGUGCUACCAGAACAUGGACACCAACAUGUACCAGAGGCCUACACCGAGCAAGAAGUCCAAGGUGUCUGGCAGUCAGUCAGGGAGCUGGAUGGGUGUGUACUGUAUGGGCCUGGAGCUGUACUCGAGUCUGCUGGAGAGACUCAGGUUCGCAUUCCUGGAGGACGCCUUCAACUUUGUGGGCUGCCAUCAGGAUAGAAUUCAGCAGUGUUUGGAGAUGGCGAGGUUUAGUCUUUGUCCGGAAACGUUCCUAGAGGUGGAGAGGACCUGUGUGUUUGUGGGAGAACUGGCAACUUACAGCAGGGAAUGGAGGCUACAUCUUCCUGAGACACUCAACAAAAUACUGACUGGAAUCCUGUGCAUGAAUCAGACCUUCAUUUCCUACCUGAUCAGACCCAGGUACCUUCAACUAAUCUUGGAGCAACAGGGGGUUGAGAAGCAGCUCAACGGACGGGCACUGAACCGGACACCCUCUCUACAGCAUCAGACGUCCACAGAGGACCUUGACCAUCCCAGCAGGCACCACUUGCAAGUCCAGAACAGCAUGCUCAAGAUCCUGGGUGCCAGUUUUGUGGCCCUGAGGAAGUUUACCCCAGACCUGAUACAAAUACUUGUGGACCAGAGCAUGGAUGUGGGUGAGUAUGAACCAUUCCUAGGGGUGGGAUUUAGUACCCCACCAGCAGACCAGGACACCCCACCCACCUUCGGUACAAUGCUGUCGUGCGUUAACAUCGCCAUUAGACUCCUUGCAAAGCUUGAGCCAACAAAAUCUCCCCAGAGGGCUGACCAGGCGACAUCACAAGCUUCCCACUCAUCAAUAUACCAGGUUAUUUCCAAGAGUCUGGUGAUGUUUGUGAUGGAGAAUGCCCUCUACCUGACCAUGUCCCAGGGCAUGCUGUACCUGAAAGAUGCCGAGGUCCACCAGAGGGACAAACAGCUGCUCAAACGAGAACUCGGCACUGAGCUUAACUCCAUCCUCUCAGGUAUACAGCGGUACCUGCGGCGCGGUGGCCCACACUCCCCCGCCACCGGUCUCCCACAGACGAGCCCACGCAGCGGUCAGUCGCCUGGCGGUCCUUCGCUCAGUCGGUCAGUGUCCCAGACCUUCAUGUCCAGUCAGGAACACGCUGUCUUCAGACUGGUGCAAGAGUUCUCCAAGCAGGUGCUUCGAUGAUGGAGCAAUUUUCGUUGUUCUUGAAGCGAUUGGGAUUAAAGACAUUGAACACGUUUCGAAGGAGAGAACCUUACUUGGCUGGGAUAAAAGACGUUUUCUUCAACUCCAAGCAUUGAGAUUGUAUUGUUAUUGUUCUAUUAGCAGGGGCGAUACUAUAUUUGUUUUGAAUUAUCAGGGUUCAGAGCUGGUACUAAAGUUCGGGACAUUGUUUAUACCGAAGAAACCGUUUUUUUUUCUUUGUUUUUUGCGUACGGUCUAAAUAUUUCUUUCAGCAAUGAAAGAUAACCUGAAGAAAUUUGUGCAACAGUUUUUAGUGCUAAAAUACCGCUAGCUGGGGGAUGCUCAAGUUGUAUCUAAUUUAGUACUGAAAUCAGAUUUGAGAUGAUUGUUUUUUGCCAGUUGUAUUUAAAGAGAUGUAUAAUAUCAAUGGCUUUUUGUAACUUUUUCAUCAGACAAUUUUCAAUUUAAUAUUUUAAGACAGUUUGAUAGUGUUGAAUGAAUCAGCGAGGGUACGCCAGGUGCUUUGUACCGAAAUCAGUUACAUUUAGCCAUGUAAUACAGUACUUUAAACUGUUUCAUCUUAUCAAAGAUACGCAAACCUGUUCACAGAAGGCAAGAUUAAAGGCUUUAUUAUGUUUAUUCCACAUUUCAUAAAGAAGUAUUUCAUGACUUUCGUUUCUUUCACAUAGAGGAUGUCAAUAACAUGUGCAUACAUAACGCUUAAAAUCGGUAAAGACCUUCCUUGUAUGACUGUUUGUUUCAAGUUACCACUUCUGUGAAAGUAACUCAAAUAAUGUAUUUUUAUUUACGCAUGUGUACAAUCGUUGAACCUGGAUGAUUUAAGUUUCUGUUAGCGUUUUACAAAAUUUUGCAAGAACGAAUGAAUUGUUGUCAAUAAAUGAGUAUCCUGAAGUAGAUGAUCAUUUAAGAUACUUGUUAAAAAUGUCUGAUUCGAUAAAAAAAAUACUACGAAUUCGCAAUAAACCAUAUUUCAAUAA